CAAUUAAUUGAUCUGGCAAUAUGUGGUAGACAAACCAAAUUGUCCAAAAUUGCAAUUUAGGCUACAACACAGUUUAAUUAAUCAUUUAAUAGGAGUUAAUAUUAUAUAAUUUAAUCUAAUUGAAUCUAGAUCUAAUAUGCCUCGAGAAAAUAAGCAAAAAGCUUUAUUUCCAGACAUCCAAAGAAAUGAAAAGUUUAACCUGGAAAGCUUCGAAGCAUUUUUGGAAGAUUUAAAUGCACAUAAAGAACAUUGUAAUGUUAUAAUCAAAGGUCUGGAAAACAAGAAAAGCAGUGAGCACGAAAUAUUUAUAGAACUAACUCAGCAAUUUAAGAUAAGACAAAACAAGUUCCAUAACUCUGUUAAUUACCUGUCAACUAACAUUAAAGCACUUACAAAUGAAAUAGAGAGGAAUGAAAAUAAUUCCAAUACAGGCACACCAGAUUUAACUAAGUGGGAUAUUGAGUUGAAAAAAACUGAACUUAAAAAUGCUGAGACAUUGAAAUGGUUAGUCCAGGAAGAAUUUCAAAAUGAAGAGCACUAUAAAGCUAAAGCCAUUGAGGAAAUUCUCUCCAAGUGUGUACACACUUACAACAAGGGGGAAAACCCAGGGUCAGGAGAUUCUUAAAAACUUGAACCUAAUUUCUGUUUGUACAAAAAAUUUUUUUUUGUAAAUAUUGAUUUCUAAUGUAU
Physella acuta is the source of this 690-nucleotide messenger RNA. RefSeq lists its product as uncharacterized. The record is from RefSeq and is a predicted model, not a curated record. Lineage: Eukaryota; Metazoa; Mollusca; Gastropoda; Physidae.